GAAAUUUAUAUCCAUCAAGAAUUCAACACCUCUCUCACUAUUCUCUGUUUCGAUUCUCACAGUGCACCAUCAACGAAUUCUUCUUUCUUCUUCCAAUGCUAAAGCUUCUCUCUUCCUCUUCCUCAACUCCCAAGACGUUAAUCACAAGUCCUGCAACACUUCUCUUCUUUGCGCGCUUUCUAAGCCAGUCCUUCUCAGAUGAUCUUUUUGACCCUCCCUUCACUCCUAAAACCUCAAAAACCGUCCAAAACGAUACUGAACCCGGUGAUGAUCCUCCAUUUUCUCCUAAACCCACAAAAACCCAUAAAACCAAACCCAAGAAAACCCAACAUAGAGCUCCGGUCUUGAAAGAGGAACCCAAAGGUCCGGUUAGGUCGGACCUUCCUUUUGACUUCAGGUACUCCUAUUCGGAAACAGACCCGAAUGUUGAACCAAUUGGGUAUCGUGAGCCGAAGAGGUUCUCUCCCUUUGGUCCUGGACGGUUAGACAGGAAAUGGACUGGAAUUUGUGCUGUCGGGCAGGAGGAUGUGGAUUCGGGUCGGGUUGAGGAGGAGAGGAAGCGAAUUCUUGGUGACCCGCUUACGGAGGAAGAAGUUGCCGAGCUUGUGGAGCAGUACAGGCAUAGCGAUUGCAACCGGCAAAUCAAUCUUGGGAAGGGGGGAGUCACACACAACAUGUUGGAUGACAUCCACAACCAUUGGAAGAGAGCUGAAGCUGUGAGGAUCAAAUGCUUGGGGGUGCCAACACUUGACAUGGACAACGUUUGCUUCCACCUGCAGGAAAAAUCUGGUGGGAAGAUUAUCUACCGGCAAAUUAAUAUCCUUCUGAUAUAUCGAGGCCGGAACUAUGACUCUAAGAACAGACCGGCUGUUCCUCUCAUGUUGUGGAAGCCUUAUGCUCCAAUAUACCCAAGGCUUGUGAAGAAUGUGGCUGAUGGUCUUACAUUUGAAGAAACAAAGGAACUGAGGAACCGUGGAUUGAACACCCUUGCUCUGACAAAACUAACCAGGAACGGUGUCUACGUAAAUGUGGUGGAGAGAGUGAGGGAGGCCUUCAACACUGAAGAGGUUGUGAGACUAGACUGCACCCAUGUGGGUACCAGUGACUGCAAAAAGAUUGGAUUGAAGCUAAGGGAACUGGUGCCUUGUGUCCCUAUAUUGUUCAAGGAUGAGCAGAUAAUACUCUGGAGGGGGAAGAGUGAUCAGAAACAGGAACCUCAUCCCGAGCCUGACCCGUCAAAUGACAUUUGAGAUCCUUGGAUAUUUGAGUUAGAUGACAACUUUGGCAUGAAAGGAUUGGUUAAUGGUUAUUCAACCUCUGUCUCUUAACACUCUACAAGCUGAAAGAAGAAGAAAUACUUGAG
Molecule: messenger RNA, 1363 nt
Organism: Tripterygium wilfordii
Lineage: Eukaryota; Viridiplantae; Streptophyta; Magnoliopsida; Celastrales; Celastraceae
Product: CRS2-associated factor 2, mitochondrial
Exons: 5
Coding region: 96-1250 (384 amino acids)
Biological process (GO): Group II intron splicing
Molecular function (GO): RNA binding
Source: RefSeq, a predicted model, not a curated record